Messenger RNA from Saccostrea echinata, 3114 nucleotides. RefSeq names its product cyclic AMP-responsive element-binding protein 3-like protein 1. Bases 151 to 1773 code for a protein of 540 amino acids. Lineage: Eukaryota; Metazoa; Mollusca; Bivalvia; Ostreida; Ostreidae. Gene Ontology annotation, biological process: regulation of transcription by RNA polymerase II. Gene Ontology annotation, molecular function: cAMP response element binding; DNA-binding transcription factor activity, RNA polymerase II-specific. The record is from RefSeq and is a predicted model, not a curated record. The transcript has 9 exons.
AUUGAGAUUUUAACGACAGUUAUUUGUUCAGUGUGUUUCACACCGUGAAACAGACAAGAUUGCGAAAAAAACGGAGAGAACGAUUUUUUCGGACUGACCCCUCGGAAAACGACUUAUCCCUCGAGGCAAACCCUCCCGGGACAUCUGACCAUGGACGUUCUAUAUGAUAGUGACCACAAACUUGGCGAAAUGGAAGACUCAUCAAUGGGAGAGAUUCUUGAUCACGAAACCUUUCAAUCCCCUUCUUCACUGAGCUCGGACGGAUACAUGGAUAAUGAUUGGCUGGACAGUUUAUUUGAGGAUCCGGUUCUGAAUGACAAAAUGAUAACAGAUGCUGUACAACCUCCGCGGAUUCACUCGGAACACAGUUACUCCAUUAAUGACAGUGUACCUUCCUCUCCACUUGGACUCGGGAAACUUGAAGAUUUGGAUAGUGAAUUUUUUGGAAGCAACCAGGCUUUAGACCUUACAAACAAAACCAACCUGACCACAGGACAAGAAGCUGCCAUCAAAACCGAGUUAACUGAAGUGGAACCAGUGGACCCAAUGCUUACGACAGUUACUACCAUGACAACCCGAACACUGACUGUGACAAAGCAACCAACCAUCAUCCUGGCCGCCUCCCCCUCCCAGCUCCACCCCCAACACUCUGUAUCAUCACCCAUAGUAACGAUCAAAACUGAACCUGUGGACCACUUGUCAGAGGCAAUGGAGCAAACAGUAAAUGUGGACAGCCUGAUCAUGCCCCCCACACCCCCAAGUAGUGCCUCUAGCGACAGUGAGGGGGGACAGAGUCCUCAGCAAUCAGCACCCUCUAGUCCAGUCCGACAACUGCCACACUCGCGUCAUUCUCUCUCCCCCAACAGCAAAUCAUACUCACAACCAUUGUUCACCAGUCCGAUUCCUCAGUCAGGUCUCCUUAUUUUAUCUGAAGAGGAAAAAAGGACUCUCAUCUCUGAAGGUUACCCCAUACCAAAUAAACUCCCCCUCACUAAACAGGAGGAGAAAAAUCUGAAAAAGAUACGCAGAAAAAUUAAAAACAAGAUCUCUGCACAAGAGAGCAGAAGGAAGAAAAAAGAAUAUUUAGAAGCUUUAGAGAAACGGGUGGAAGCUUUUUCUCAGGAGAACAACGAUCUGAAGAAGAAAGUAGACUCUUUAGAGAACAACAACAGGUCAUUGCUUGGUCAGUUACAGAAGCUUCAGGCCUUGGUGGGAAAGGUCUCCAGGCACGGGGGGACCACGACACAAACAGGAACAGUGCUAAUGGUGUUGGUGUUAUGCUUUGCUGUGUUUCUGGGGAGUUGGUCUCCUUCUUCAUUCAAUAUCGGCUAUUCCUCGGGCUCAGCUGCCAUGGAGGGAAUGUCAUUCUUCGCUAAUCCUCGCCUACUUGAGCCAGGGAUAAAGAUGGGACCAUCUGUACAAGAUGCCAAGGUGGACAUCUACUCUACUCCAUCUAUGAAAUCUCGAGUUCUGCUGUCCCUACGCGAGGAGGAAGACUUGACUUGGUAUCACCCGUACGGACCUCCCACUCCACGAAGCCAGCAAGAAUUCUCAGAUCCUGAGAAGGACAGCAUAGAAAUGAAUUAUAAGGACACAAAUCCAUCAGAACCAGUCGUGGUAGGGCCUCUGGAGGUAGUCACUGUAGAUCAGCGCUUCCACCAGGCUAACUGCUCCUCCAGAAAAAAUGUGGAGGACAUCCACCCAGAUAUAUCCAGUCCUAUAGGACUCAGGAAUCCGUGUAUUGAACGAUCCGUGGAGACAGAAACAGCCUAAAGCUACUCGGGCAUUACAGGACACGACAGACAUUUUUAAGUGCUGCUAUUUCUAUUGUGGAUAACUACUUUGGGAACUUUAAUAUCCAUUUAGGUUGUUCUCAGCUUUUCAUUUCAUUUUUUGAGAGAUUUGUCUGUCUCCUUUAUUUUCACUCUUUUUUUUUUUUAGAUUUUUUUUUUUACUUUCAUUUUGCCCUUUUUUUAUGUUCUGGAGGUUUUUGUGGAAGGACCAGGUACUCAUUAUAUGCAUUGUAAAUAUAAACAUGACUUUUUCUCAAUGUGUGUGAGAGAUUGUGUGUAUGAGAGGGGAGGUAAAUCCUGCUUUAUUAUUCUUGGGCAUGUUCUUCGCUUUUUGAAUUAUCUUCAAGAACUGCAGGGAACACGCGACAAGGUGCUUGUUAAUUGUUAUGUAUUUAUUGAUAAAUAUUAAUUGUUAAAUAUGCUUUAUUAAAUCUCAUUAAGUUAUUGCAUUAUAUACAUGGAGGGUUUUGUGAUAAUUGGCAAAAUAUGAAUUGUAAAACUUUGUCUUUUGGUUAAGAUUUUAAUGUUAGGCAGUUGAAUUGUUUGAUUUACUAAUCUAGUUUUGAAACCUUACCUUUGGUUCCAGAUGUUAGUUAGAAAUCAUGAGUGUAAUCAAUAUGUUGUGCAAGGAAUUUCAGAGAUCACUUAUAUUUUUGUAAGUUCAAACAGUAUUAGGAAAAAAGUUGUAUUCAAACAUAUCUACUGCAUUGAAUUACUAACCAUGUAGUCUAACAGGUACAUAACUCUAUAUGUAUAUGCAUGAAAUGUUAUUUUUUGUUUUGUUUUUAUUCAGAUAUUUUACAGUAGAUAUGAAAUGGAUUAUGUUGAUGACGGGCGGCCAAGUGCAUUCAAUGAUCGCAGAUGUAAAUUUUAUUUAUCAGUUGUUUGUUCAUGAACAUUUUAUCACAUUUUAAUGAGCCUAGUCAUUGACUGUAUAUAGAUUAUUUAUUGUUGGUUUUGACAAGAUCUCCAAAAAGGAAUUAAUUUCAUUUUAAAUGGUAUCAACCUCUGAUAAAAGAAUAUUUCAGAUCUUUGCCUUGUCAAAAACGACAGUGUGGAAAUGCCAGAAUUCCACGGUCAAUUCUCUGGUUGUGGGUUCAUCAUUACUUAGAGAAAAAGACAUGUAGAAUAGCUCUUCACAUGGCCAGGGGUAGAUAACUCCUGAGUAGCUCUUCAGAGGGCCAGGGGUAGACAACUCCUGACUAUAAGGAAGAGAUCUUGGGCAUAAUCUUUGUACAUGUAUAUAAAAUGCAACCAUGUCAUGCAAUAUAAUAUUAAAUCAUAUAUAUAUAUCAAUAAAAUAUAUAAAGAGCAUUGAAAA